UUUCAUCAUGGCGGACAGAGCGCAGCUGGAGCAGGCCAUAUCCCAGCAGGGAGAGAAGGUGAGGCAGCUGAAGCAGGACAAAGCUGCCCAAGACCAGAUUGCUGAAGAAGUUGCAAAGUUGCUCGAACUUAAGGCACAGUUGGGACCAGAAGAUGGGAAACACAAAUUUGUUCUCAAAACAGCAAAGGGCACCAGAGAUUACAAUCCAAAACAAAUGGCCAUCCGCGAAAAGGUAUUUAGUACCAUCAUAAAGUGUUUCAAGCGGCACGGAGCCGAAACCAUUGACACCCCUGUGUUUGAAUUAAAGGAGACAUUAACUGGCAAAUAUGGGGAAGAUUCGAAGCUUAUUUAUGACCUGAAAGAUCAAGGAGGAGAGUUACUGUCUUUGCGUUACGAUCUCACCGUACCGUUUGCCCGUUACUUGGCUAUGAAUAAAAUUACCAAUAUUAAGCGUUAUCACAUUGCUAAGGUUUACAGAAGAGAUAACCCAGCUAUGACCAGGGGUCGCUACAGAGAGUUUUAUCAGUGUGAUUUUGACAUUGCUGGACAGUACGACCCGAUGAUUCCUGAUGCUGAGUGUCUUAAGAUUGUGCAUGAAAUACUCAGUGAAUUGGAACUGGGAGAAUUUCUGAUUAAGGUGAACGACAGGAGGAUUCUGGAUGGCAUGUUCGCAGUUUGCGGAGUACCAGACAGUAAAUUCCGUACCAUCUGCUCUUCAGUGGACAAACUGGACAAGACUCCAUGGGAGGAUGUGAAAAAUGAAAUGGUGGGGGAGAAGGGACUUGCACCUGAAGCUGCUGACUUAAUUGGAGAGUAUGUACAGAACCAUGGUGGGUUAAAUCUCAUUGAGCAGCUGCUGAAGGACCCAAAGCUUUCACAGAACAAACUGGCUUUGGAAGGACUCAACGACAUGAAAAUCCUUUUCCAGUAUCUAGAACUUUUUGGAGUGACUGAUAAGAUUUCCUUUGACCUGAGCCUGGCCCGUGGGUUGGACUAUUAUACCGGGAUUAUAUAUGAAGCUGUCCUAGUCCAAAACCAGGGAGCAACACAGCAGAAUGACCAUCACGAGGAGCCUGUUACUGUUGGCAGUGUAUCCGGAGGAGGGCGCUAUGAUGGUCUGGUGGGAAUGUUUGAUCCCAAAGGCAGGAAAGUCCCCUGCGUUGGGGUCAGCAUUGGGAUUGAGAGAAUAUUUUCCAUCAUGGAGCAGAAGGCAGAGGCUUCAGAAGAGAAGAUUCGGACAACAGAGACCCAAGUACUGGUAGCAUCUGCACAAAAGAAGCUUCUGGAGGAAAGAAUGAAGCUUAUAUCUGAAUUAUGGAAUGCAGAAAUCAAGGCAGAAAUGUUGUACAAGAAGAAUCCAAAGUUAUUAAACCAGCUGCAGUACUGUGAAGAAACCGGCAUUCCACUAGUGGCAAUUAUUGGGGAACAGGAGCUGAAGGAUGGGGUGGUGAAGCUGAGAGUGGUUGAAACCCGUGAAGAGAUUGAUGUAGCAAGAGAAAAUCUGGUGGAGGAAAUCCAGAAGAGGACCAGAAAACCAUAAUAUUAAUGUCUGUAUCGAAGAAGGACAGAAGAUGCCAUAUCACCGGGAUCUCUCCAAAUAAUCUUACUGAUCUUUAAAGAUAGUUAAAACAUAUUUAUUAUGAUGAUACCAUAAAUAAUAUCUUUUGCCUUUGAAUAAGUGAAGGGGGUAAUUGGGAGUACAUCUUUCAAACGGUCGCCUGUGUUCUGCUAGUAACAUGUACCUGCUUACAAAGCCCCAGUGGGAAUUGUAUAUUAUUAAACCAUUGUUUCCUAUACCUUAUUGUCAACAAA
Messenger RNA from Spea bombifrons (plains spadefoot toad), 1812 nucleotides. It is a transcript of the gene HARS1, whose product is annotated as histidyl-tRNA synthetase 1. The coding region runs from base 8 to 1540 and encodes 510 amino acids. Gene Ontology annotation, biological process: histidyl-tRNA aminoacylation; mitochondrial translation. The transcript has 13 exons. Gene Ontology annotation, molecular function: identical protein binding; histidine-tRNA ligase activity; ATP binding. The record is from RefSeq and is a predicted model, not a curated record. Lineage: Eukaryota; Metazoa; Chordata; Amphibia; Anura; Pelobatidae. Gene Ontology annotation, cellular component: mitochondrion.